CUGUUAAGAUGAGAAAAAAAACUCACUCUGGAACUUUUAUCUCUAUUGUCAAUCUUUUGAAAUCGCCAUCGACAUGGCGAAUCGAUCUCUUUACCUUGUCUCUAUUACUUUUCUUUUGCUGAUUAAUAACUUUUGUUCUGCUAAUGCAAUAUCAAACAUAGACGAUGACAACGAAGAAGUUGAGGGUUCAAAUGAAGGUCAAAAAGAGAAUUCUUACCCAAUUGUGGAUGAAAAAGAUGUAAUUAUACUAAAACACAAGAAUUUCAGUAAAACCGUGAAGAAAAAUCGGUAUGUAAUGGUGCUUUUUUACGAACCCUGGUCCAAAGAGUACGAGGCAUUUUUACCAGGGUAUGCAUCCGCUGCGACGGAAUUGAAAGGAGAAGCACUGCUCGCGAAGGUGGAUGCGACCGAGGUAUAUGCACUGACCAAGAAAUAUGAAUUGGAGGAAUACCCAUCGGUCUUAUUUUUUAUUGAUGGAGUUAUUCAGAAACGCUAUCUUGGGAAGAAGACCAAAGAUGCUAUUGUGGCCUGGGUUAAGAAGAAAUCCGGACCUGGGAUUUACAACGUAACUGAAAUUGAGGAUGCUAAACGAAUAUUGAAUACAGAUGACAAACUCGUUAUGGGUUUCUUUGAUUCUUUGGUGGGUCCUAACUGUGACAUUCUUGCUGCUGUCUCAAGACAAGAAGAUUAUAUCAACUUCUACCAAACUUCUAGUCCUGAAGUAGCAAAAAUCUUCCACAUUGACCCCGAUGUUGAGCGUCCUGCUUUGGUCAUGCUGAAGAAGGAGGCGGAGAAACAAGUCCACUUCAAUGGUAAAUUCACGAAGCUUGCAAUAGCAAAGUUUGUGUCAGCCAGCAAGCUUCCUCUAGUGACGCGGUUUUCUAAAGAAAGUGCUCAGUUGAUUUUUGAGAAUCCAGUUAAGAAUCAGAUUUUUCUUUUUGCCACUUCUAGCGAUUCAGUGAAGUUCAUCUCGGAAUUUGAAGAGGCAGCAAGAUUCUUCAAGGGAAAGAUCAUCUUUAUCUAUGUGGAAUUAGACGGCGAAGAUGUUGGAGUGGCACUUUCAGCAUUCUUCGGUGUUAAUGGGCGUGGCCUUAUGGUUAUUGCAUAUACUGGAACUGAAGAUGCGAAGAAGUACAUGUUUGUUGGCAAAGUGACUCUUGACAAUAUUAAGGCAUUUGGGAAGGAUUUUUUGGAAGGCAAACUUCCGCCUUUCUACAAGUCUGAUCCAAUACCAGAGAUUAAUGAUAGGGAUGUGAAAAUAGUGGUGGGGAAAAACUUUGAUGAGAUUGUGUUGGACGAGUCGAAGGAUGUUCUCCUUGAGAUUCAUGCACCAUGGUGUGAACAUUGCCAAAAGCUUGAGCCUACUUACAACGAGCUAGCCAAGCAAUUGCGUGGGAUUAAUUCAAUUGUCAUUGCCAAGAUGGAUGGAAGCACCAAUGAGCAUCCUAGAGUCAAGGUUGAAGCGUUCCCCACAUUUUUCUUCUUCCGUGCAGGAAAUAAGAACUCGGACCCUAUUACCAUAGAUGGCAGUGUAAGUAUAGAUGAAAUCACUAAAUAUCUCAAGGAGCAUGCAUCAAUUCCAUUCAAGGCACGGCAGAAACCAAGUUCUUCUUCUCCAGUAGAUGUCGAUAUUUCCAAGAGAAGAAAGAACAGCGACAACAACAACAAUGUCGUCAACGAUGAACUGUAAUGUUAAAUUCCCUCCAUUCCAUUAGGAUAAUUAAGUUGCUUUUGCCAGUAACAGACAAUGUAGUAGACUAAUAGUGUUUAGACUUUAGACACUUUGAGAAAAAAAAUCCUAGUCCUGGUCCUAGAACCCCAAAUACUAUUCUGGUUCUCAUUUUAAUCCAAUUUCUAGCCUCACCCA
Papaver somniferum (opium poppy) is the source of this 1867-nucleotide messenger RNA. RefSeq names its product protein disulfide isomerase-like 1-4. The transcript has 12 exons. NCBI's taxonomy places the organism in Eukaryota, Viridiplantae, Streptophyta, Magnoliopsida, Ranunculales, Papaveraceae. Gene Ontology annotation, molecular function: protein disulfide isomerase activity. Gene Ontology annotation, cellular component: endoplasmic reticulum. The coding region runs from base 74 to 1690 and encodes 538 amino acids. Gene Ontology annotation, biological process: protein folding; response to endoplasmic reticulum stress. The record is from RefSeq and is a predicted model, not a curated record.